Messenger RNA from Penicillium macrosclerotiorum, 1422 nucleotides. RefSeq names its product FAD-dependent oxidoreductase. The record is from RefSeq and is a predicted model, not a curated record. The coding region runs from base 1 to 1422 and encodes 473 amino acids. Lineage: Eukaryota; Fungi; Ascomycota; Eurotiomycetes; Eurotiales; Aspergillaceae. Gene Ontology annotation, molecular function: FAD binding. The transcript has 4 exons.
AUGGAUUCGUCAAAUGAAAAUCCAGACCACUUCAAAGUCCUCAUAGCCGGUGGGAGUCUCGUGGGGCUCGGCUUGGCGCUAGCUUUCGAGCAUGCUGGAAUCAACUAUGAGCUUUUCGAAAAGGGUGACUUCGCACCGCAAUUGGGUGCAUCAAUUGGACUUCAUCCCCAUUCAAUCAGAAUUCUAGAGCAGUUGGGAGUCUGGCAGGACAUUGAAAAGCAAGUUGUGCCUUUGCAGAAUCGCAACCAUUAUGAUGGAGCCGGACAGUGUUUUGAGGAGUCGCAUGUACUUGCCGACAUCGAAAAAAUUCUUGAGCGUCCGAUUAUCUUUAUGGAGCGAUGUAAGGCCUUGGAAGCGCUGCAUGACCACGUGAAAGACAAAUCGAAGCUGCAUGCUCGAAACGCUGUUGUCGCCUACGAGGAGACACCGGAAGGCGUUAUUGUCACCACCGAAGAUGGCGAGAAACACCAGGGCCACAUUCUUAUAGGCGCCGAUGGAAUUCACAGCAAAGUCCGAAAGUUAAUGACUGACAAGAUCGGCGUGGUGGACCAGUCCCUUGCCAGUGAGAUCAACGAAGCUUUCACAAGCGAGUACAACUGCAUAUUUGCGGUUUCUCGAAAUGGGCCAGAGAAGCAACUCUUGCCCGAUGCGAUGGUUCACAAUGUCUACUAUGAUGGAUAUUCAGCAGUUUCCGCUGCUGGCGUGCGCGGGCUUGUGUUUUGGUUCCUUUUCGUUAAGAAUUCGAAGCUCACCAGAACUCCCAACUGCCCACGGUUCACAGACGAGGAUGCAGAGGCAACUAUUCAGAAAUAUGGAAGCUCUCUAGUGGGCCCUGGAUAUACCAUUCGCGAUCUAUGGGAUGCGAGAGUCAAGGCAACGAUGGUACCCCUCGAGGAAGGCAUUAUCAAAAAGUGGAGUCACAAUCGGGUCGUUCUGAUGGGUGACGCAGUGCACAAGUCAACUGUCAACCCUGGAUUAGGUGGUAACUUGGCCUACGAGGGAAUUGCUCGAUUCACCAACGGGCUUGUGCCUUUGCUGAAAGAGACACCCAUGCCAUCUCUUGAACAGCUGAAUGAGGUUUUCGAUCAAUAUAUCACCGGACAGCGACCUCGGGCCGAAACAGUGGUCGAUCUCUCAGGGCAGAUUACACGUUAUGAAGCCCAAGAUACUUGGAUCCUCAAAUUUGCAGCUCGUCACAUUGUGCCUUUUGUCAGUGACAAAUUGAAGGCAAACUUGUACGCCAGCUUUUCCAGAGGCGGCCCUUGGUUGGAAUAUCUGCCAUUGCCUGCAAAGGACAAAGACCUGCCAAAGUCCAGCACUGAGUCUAGCAGCAGCAUUUCUCCAAAGGUGAUCAUGGGAAGCAUCUUUGCUAUAGGUGGUAUUGCUGCAAUCCUCUGGCAGCAAUAUAAUGUGCAUCGCUAA